CCCACGCAAACAUACGCCGGCCGUCCUCCCUAUCUGGCACAUGUGCGCCGCUCUUCACAUUGCCCGCGCCACGUUGUUGUCAUGCUUUUCGCUGUGAUUCCCACUGUCUGAAAACAAGACAAUAUGGCCCGAAAGGCAGAGUCUGAUGGAGCUAUCCAGCUCAAGAAGGAAAUCGGACUGUUCAGCGGCGUUAUGAUCGUCGUUGGAACCAUUAUAGGAUCCGGAAUAUUCGUAACACCAAAGGGAGUAUUUGAGCACGUCGGCUCUGUUGGUGCUUCGCUAGUAAUAUGGGCGCUCUGCGGCCUGUUUUCGAUGAUUGGAGCGGUGUGUUACGCUGAGUUGGGAACGUCCAUACCGCGCUCAGGUGGUGACUAUGCUUACGUUUUGGAAGCGUUUGGACCGCUGGCGGCUUUUCUGAGGUUGUGGGUGACUGUUUUGGUGGUGCAACCUGCUUCACUGGCAGUGCUCAGCCUUAGCUUCGCGACGUACAUGGUGAGGCCGCUGUUUCCAGACUGCGAGCCGCCCGAUUCGGCGCUGAGACUGCUGGCGAUCGUCUGCUUGCUGUUCCUCACGUACGUCAACUGCCGAAGUGUCAAGCUGGCCAUGGGAGUCCAAGAUAUUUUCACAACAGCUAAACUCGCCGCUUUGGGCCUUAUCAUAGUCACGGGAAUCGUCAGAAUAUUUCAAGGCGAAGUCGGUUCCCUGAACAACGGAUUCUCUGGCGAAUAUACAGCUUCCGGGAUAUCCCUUGCAUUCUAUGCGGGUCUUUUCUCCUAUGGAGGAUGGAAUUACUUAAAUUACGUUUCAGAAGAGCUGAAAGAACCAGAAAAGAACUUGCCUCGUGCCAUCUACAUCGGGAUAACUAUGGUGACGGUCGUGUAUGUCUUGGCGAACAUUGCCUACUUCACUGUGGUUACGCCUCAAGAAAUGUUGUCGUCCCCCGCAGUGGCCGUGACCUUCGCGCAGCGCAUGUUCGGAGUGAUGGCCUGGAUCAUGCCCGUCUUUGUCGGCCUGUCAACUUUUGGCGGCCUUAACGGAAUCAUGUUCACAAUAGCCAGGCUGUUCUACAUCGGUGCUCUCGAAGGUCAUCUGCCCAUGGUAUUCGGGAUGAUCCACAUGAAGUAUCUCACGCCAACGCCACCGCUGGCCCUGUCGUGUGCUGUGGCUUUGUUGAUGUUUGCAACAAGCGAUAUCUACGUCCUCAUCAACUACAUGAGCUUUAACCAAUGGCUCUGGGUGGGCAUUUCUAUUAUGGGAAUGCUGUGGCUACGAUACAAGAGGCCGCGUAUGCGUCGACCCAUCAAGGUUCCUCUCAUUUUUCCGAUCGUGUUCCUCAUCAUGUGCUUCUUCCUCACAUUCAUGCCCCUCUACGCGAAACCAAUGGAAGCAGGAUUUGGCCUCGUUAUCCUCAUCAGUGGUGUGCCCGCCUACUUCAUCUUUGUCAAGUGGAGUGUCAAGAACCAGUUUGUGCAGAAUAUUUCGGAGUGGCUCACUGUCGGGAUGCAGAAAUACAUGGAGGUUGUUCUUCCUGAACAAGAGGAAAAGCUACUCGAAGAAAGCACUUGAGUCUGCAGUGUCGUCACCAGUACAGGAUACACUAUUGCAUUUGCUUCAUAUCAUGCGGGAACUUGGGCGAAAGGAAAGUCCUUCAACGUGUGUUCAAGCCUCUGGAAAAUAUUGAGGGUUUUUCAAAAGUAUUUUUAUGUCCAAGAUAUAUAUACAUAUAUACAUCAUGCGUAUAUACUUGCCCAUUUGGGCGAACGUUGGGUACAAACCAAACAGUGACACAUGAGUAUGCUUUGUGUAUUUGAGGAUUUGGUAGUUAGUCUUUGUACACCUGAAUCUGAGUUUUGUUUACAUGCCUUUUUAUAUGCACAGUUUCUCAGACAUUUGUAACGCAUUUUCGGCUACAACUUUCCAACUUAUUUAGCGAGAUAAUAAUGCUGAAAGCAGCUAUGUUUGUUACCACGUUUACAGCAGGACCAAUUAUUCAGGCUUAACACAUCUACCUCUACAUGUGACUUGGGCCAAAAUAUUUUUCGAUGUGUGAAUGAAGUAUUUUUAAUACAGCGUCAUAACUGAGGGUGAGGAAUUACAUGUGUUACAGGUGAGACAAAAGUCCCUGAGAAGGUCGCGAAAUAAAUUAUUCUGUUGUGUCGAGGUUUGUUAGGGUUUCCUACGAUUAGUAUAUCGAGUAUCUGUCAGCCAGCUGACAUUGUGUCUAGAUUUUCUCAGCUUUUUUUUUUUCGGUUACGGAGACUCAGUUACUGUUUACUGAUGCACGACCUUCAGUCAUUCAUGUACAAAUAAUUGUAACCCGUCUGAGCGUAUGCCACUAAACAGUCAGUGUGAGGUUUCGAACCUGGGUAGUCUUGGCAUCGUAAGCUAUCAUUAGCACUACGUGGCUACGGAAAUAAUUUUUGUCUUUCUCUUCAUAGACAAAAACUAAAUACGCUUUGUGUACGUGUGCGCGUUUACAGAACAAAUUUUUACUUCUCUUAUGCUGGUUGACUCACCACAGCUAUGAAACUCCACUGCUGGUUUUCGGGUACAACAACAGCUGGUAUGGACCAGAGCCCAUGUCGGGCCACAAACUUACACAUUUCUUUUCCGCGUUCGAAUCACCGUCAUCACCUUCGCUUUUUUUUUUGGUGACAGAUAGCUCUUAUUUGCGUGAAGCACCACCAUCCUUUCCCACAUAUUGGGUAUGUAACAAAAGGUUUAAAAUGCACUCACAUGAAAUGUAUCAGGUACAGAAAACAGAUUAUCUGCUUGUUUGUUACCCUGACCACGAGGGUAACAUAAUUUAGUAAGAGUAACAUAAUAAUGUGCUUCCUAAAAUGUCGAAAAUAGGGUUUGUAACCGAACUACGAGAAAUUAACCUCAUGUUCAAGCUCUUAUAUCUCUGCACGAAUACGUUGGAAUAAAAUUCCACAGGUGACUAACAAAGAUCUAUAAGCUACCUACCUAUGUAAAGUUUAACCCAACCCAACCCAACCUAACUUAACCUAGCGCAACUAUUCUUGUGCACUGCCACUUUUGUUUCAUGUAAGCUUUUUAUCACUCAUCUACUUGAGGAGUUGAUUAGAGUACAUUCGUUACUGAGUCAGCAAAUUUUUACAUCUACCACAAAAUUAUGACUGACCAAUGUAGGGAUCACUAUUGCUACAACAGUCUCAUAGAGACCAUCCCGAACACACUAGAGCCUGGUUUGAGAAUCUUCGUACUAACUUAAAAAAAAAAGUUAUUGGUUUGACAUGCUUGAAAUUUGGACACAUCGAAAUCGUUCAUAGCUGGGUUAUGGAUAGGGUUCCGGGUUUUCUGAUUUAUUCGAGAAAAUCCGCUUUUUGAAGGUACGAGAGCUCACCAGGAAAAGCCAGCCUCUGAUAGGUUCCCAGUCAACCACGAAAUGUAGAAUCAACGUUGAAAUAACAUUGCGAAUUCUACAACAACAACAACAAAUACGUAAUGAUGAUGUAGUGAGAUGUUCAUAUAUUACUUUCAUAGAGUCUGCGAUAGCGGGCAACGUACGUAGGAAACUACUGUUUAUUAUACGUUGUCUAUUGCUAAUACUAUGUUAGGAUUGACGAGACUGAUAGAUUAUUGACGAGUUUCGUUUCCUUUUAUGACGCGAUUUUUAAGAAAAAAUCUUCCCGGAAACAGCACCGCAAAGGAUACUGCCCCGACACGAUUUCUCCGCGACAAGGAAGGAUGGGUCUCUUGAUCCAAAUUGAAGGCGCAGCAUCUUUCACUUAAAGGGACGGCGUCGUACCCCCUGUCCAUUGUUGAAAAUGGAAUACUGCGAGUUUACCGCACGUAAAGCACGUCACGGUCAUUAAAUAACCGAAUUAAAUUGAUAAAGAUUGCAGAGCAUGCCGCGAUCUGUGGUGGCAACAAUAAGAACGGUUACGUCACCCUGCGGGAAAGUCCGUGAUUGGAUGCAGAAAUCAUCUGCUUUUGCGCGCGCUAGUGCAGCGGCGUGAGCAGACGACUUUCAGAAGUGACUGGGGAUCGCGGCAACUCUUGUACAUUUUCUUUCAGUUCUCUAGCGAAAAACGCACAUUCUAAGAAGUGGCCCACAUGCUGGUUUAGAAUAACUAUGUCAGUCCUCAGAGACAAGUUAAAAAUCGCAGGACAACCCCCCACACAGUCACAAAUCUGAAGUCGCCCGUCAUCGGGCACGCGCGGUCGCAUUACAGCUCCGGCCAAAAAUAUAUUACACUUACACUCCCCGUUGUACACUGAUCUCAUUUCGAACUGAAGUGUCGCUGAUGACGUACAUGCAGAAGGAGCACGUGUUUAUUAUAAAACCGCAUUAAAUAAUAAUAAUUGGGUGUUUACGUCGCGAGACAACUGAGAUCAUGAGCGACGCCACAGCGGUCGGUCUGUGGAUUGCUUUUGCCCACCUGAGGGUUCUUUAACGUGCGAUGAAAGCUCAUCACACGGCACCCCGUAUUUAACGUCCCUCGCGGAAGACGGCGUGUCUAAGCAACUUGUACCCUGCCACCAAGUUGCUGGCGUCCUCGGCCGGGUUCGAACCCGCGAUCUCGAGUUCAGAAGGCGAACACGCUACGGUCCGCACGGUCCGCAUUAAAUACUCUCGGAAAGAAAACACGUGACUUAGCUUCCACGUAUCCGAUUAUGAGCCACAUUCUGGAAGACACCACAGUCAAUGCACGGGCUACAUUCUCCGCUCGCGGAGAUAUACGACUGGGCGUCCCCAUUUCUAGAGCAGAGGGGAGCUUAUGGGGAUAGUCGGUCCUUCUGCAGGUUUCAAUUGCCAUGACAACGACGACUUACCCGCGGGCCGACGUUAUGCGUGACGUUGCAUGAAAGUGAAGCGCAGGUUUCGUUGUCUGCUAUCACGGCACGUUUCGACAAAUUCCUCGAAAACGACUUGGUUAUUGUGAAUGAACCUUUGACAGUUGUAUGUGCACAUGAGUUGUGAGUACUCAUGAAGAUAGCUUUGGGCUAAGUUUCGGAAUCGCCCGGGCUGUACGAGACCGUCCCUUUGACAAUGCUGGAAGCAUCUGAGUGACGCGGGUGAACCCCGUCUUUGCCUCGAGGUACCUCGACAUUAGAGUCUCUGGACAAGCUAAGGUACCCUAUUUAGUGCCUCUGCUGUCAGCCAGUUUCAAAGUAUACUAGGGAAACGCCCGCAGCGUUUAGGGUUUUCCUUACCCUUUCUCUCUGAAUCAUGUUUCAUCUCCUCAAAGUGGGUGAGGGAACAUUCAAUCCGCCUUCUUGAAAGAGCAGCUAUAGUCGUGUUCAACUUAAGAAGGAAAAGAAAUCUAGACCGCCAGCUCUCAAAAUGUUACUGCGCCGCAGAUAGGAUGGCUGGACACAGAGAAGUCACGCUGCCUUCCGCGCCAAAUAAUGUAAUCCAUCAUACUCACUCUGCUUCCGUAUUGGCUGUUAAGACUGGCCGCAUGACACUCCCUGCCACUCUCCUACUGAUGGCGCAUGGUGGCGCUACAGUAUUUCUCCUGGCGCGCUAUUGCGUCUCCUUAUCUCCAAUGACGUAUGCAGUUCAUGGAGACUGACUAGAUUUAUUUGCUGCAUAAUGUAAAACCCCGAGACUAGGGAACACGAAAGGACAUGUUGUGUCUGUCCUUUGGUGUUCCCUAGUCUAGGGGUUUUACAUUAUGCAUCAUCUUCACCAGAUCGCUUUCUUCCUAGCCAUUUUUUCAUUUUAGAUUUAUUUGCCAACACGACUAUAGUUGUUGCAACGCGGAUAGUAAGAUCGGGCGCAAGCAAGAGACUGGCCUAGAGACUAUGUCAAGGAAUAUCCAGAUUUCGAGAUGCUCACGUUGCCAGUUAAGUGAUUCAGAUCCAGAUGCCGUUGUCCGUCGCUUUUUUUUCUUUCCUUUUUUCGUCAGUGACCGUUUUUGCGAGGCCGCUUCUUGUUGAGAGUCUGUCAUUUCGAAUAUCUGAUACCAACUCAGCUAUAGUAAUAUAAACGACGAAAAACUCCGAAUUAUCGGAAGAUAAUUAACUAUGAAGAAACACCCUCCGAAUAUGCCAAAAAUGAACUUGGAAAGCCCGAGACCCUAGUUAUGGAAUAUUGUGGUAGAGGGAGAAGCUUUCCAAAAUUCCUCCGACACGUCAGUCAUACUGUGGGUAGGAAUGGCUAAUUUCUUGAUACCCUUUAUAGAGGGACUUCGUUGAGAGAUGACAAAUGAGCUGCAAUGUAUAGGCAGCUGUCCUCACUCACGGAGUUUCAUGUAGGCUCUUUAAAUUCUCGACGCCUGCUGCUGUAACCAGAAACUGCUAUUCAAGAUGUAGUUACGAGCCAGAGCUACCAUUAUGGGGCCGAGCUGGACGUAUCCCAAGUCCCGUACUGAAGGGAGCAUAUCACCAGUACUUGUUUUAUGUUACCUUGGUAUCGUACUCGAUGCUUUUUGCGCUGAAUAUUUGUACUCUGUCUUUAAUACUCUUUGUCGGUAUUUGGUGCUCGGCACUUUCCUCCCCUUAGCGCGCAUUUAACGACAGGGACAGCCUUCUUGCUUCUGUGUCCACUGGAAGGGGCCGCGCCCCAGGUCAUGCCAGAUUACGGCAAUAGACGGCUAUCUGCAUCCACGUGAACUUGCAUUUAGAAGUUUUACAGCAAAGAAGGUCAUAUUGAUACAGGUGAACGCGGAUAACAUUUACAGUAUCCCCAUCCGCACGGUGCUUCCGCAUGUAAUAAGGAUCCGCGACCACAUCUGCACUCGCUUAUUUGCGGAUGAAAUGUGGAUAUCGGCGCGCAGGCGCACAGGCGUGCGGUUUUAUCUGCAUCUCUCUCUCUCUCUUUCUUGCAAGAAAUCCGCGCGCCUUCGCGGAUAUCAACCGCACCCGCGCACACCUCUGGUCAUAGACACGUAGAAAAUCGGAACCGCGAAUAUCGAAUCUCACCCGGCGAUGACAUCACGGCGAGCAGCUCCGCCAGUGAGGGGCCGUGGGAGAGAUCACGUGCUUACGAGGACCAAUGUAGGGAUGGCGGAGGCUUUCGCUGCUCUGACGUCAGAGCCCGACCCGGAAAUGUGUUCAGGUGUUUGUAACUAGCAAAACACCGACACUUGGAAAAUAGUUUUUGUUUCUUCAAUACUCUGGUGUUCAGUACAGUGCAUGCAUUAUGAAAGAACCACACACAUACUGUAUAUGAAAGUGUCACAAAACCUUUACGAUAAUUUCUACUUUUCGGGGAAAGUUGCGACAUCCCAGUGACAUGAAAUACGUGUCGCUGAUUCAUGUAUUUUCUAAUUACACAUAAUAUGUCGACAUGUUACAUUUGGGAGUUGUCUUCCCACUCUACAAAGAGGCAACAUCAUCGUGGUAAUAGACGGUUAUGCACCGGAGGGCACGUUGGCUUUUGGGAGAAUUUUAGUGGUUUCACGUAUAAUGUUUGCGUUUCCGCUUUUACGUGUGCUGCAGCAAUACAUGUGCUUUGCCAUUUCAGUUUAUGAAACGCGUGAUGUACCCUUUAAGUGUUUUAUUAUUUUAACCAGCGUGGGUCGUUGGUUGUGUCUUUCACGUGACAAUAUUCCCGAGUAUUUUGGUAUUUUAUGCGUAGCAUGUGUCAUAACGUUGCACAUGAUGCAAGUACAGGCAACAGUUGUUGUGUACUGCCUACACCAAACUGGAACAGCUGUCUAGUGUUGCCUAAUAUCGAUUUCAGUGGCAGAAGGGAAGUUGUCAUCAAAUGGUAAUCGAAGCUGUUAUAGUUAUAUCCAUCAAGCUAAAAAAAAUGCUUGUGAUCUUGGCCGAUACAUAGGCAUCUGGAAUGUACUGCUUCUGACACACUUUUCUGAAAUCUUCCUUCCGAGGUAUUGGCUUCUGGCCCGUAUUGGAUUGGCCACCCCCAAAGGAGCUGUACCAUUAUUGUGUUUUCCGUGUGGGCGGUAUGCCCACACACGACGUACGACUCUAUUAGCGGAGUACGAGUCUAUUAGUCGGAGGAAACAAUCUUAGUACUCCUAGACAUUUCAGAAACCGCGAGCUGUCGAUUUCGGACAAGUAUCUCGCAAGCAGUACCCUAGGUACAGCUCUAUAGUUUACACAUUCUUUCAAGCUAAUGUAUGUAUGUGUGGUACGGGGUAACAGGAACUAUUGGUCAAAACGCAAUGUGAUUGUACUUCAUCGCUCAUUUGAAGCCCAGGCUCAUUCACACAUGCGUUUCAAAAAGCGGCGCCGCCUCAGCGUUCGCGGCGCGGAAGCUAAACAAAACAUAUUUAACCUACAACCUGCCCAUUCUUUUUGCACCAUGUUUACCAUGUGAUGCUCAGUUCAGACAGAGAGGCACCUUGGCUGGUAACUGAACUAUGUCUUUCUAAUUACUUCAUGGGGGUUUACCGGUCAUCUACAACAGAUGCAUUGUAAUAUUACAUUCAUGUAUUUCCACUGCUGCCCAUCACUGUUUACUAAAGAACUUCAGCCAAAAAAGUCAAACAUAUAUGCCGUGUCUCUAACGCAGUUGCAUAGCGAAGUAUAGCUUGCGCUUAAUUUGUCACAGCACGUCUGCUGUACAACAUGUGUGGUGAAAUUUCGUUUUUGGAAGAGUCUUCUCGCAUCCACUGAAGGUUGCCUAGGCAAAGUGCUUAACGAUGAAAGAUGAAAAUCACUGAAAAGGUUAGCCAGCUGUAGGGAUCGAACCCACAUCUUCUGGAUUGCCGGCAAUCCAGAAGAUGUGGGUUCGAUCCCUACAGCUGGCUAACCUUUUCAGUGACUUUCAUCUUUCAUCGUUGAUUUCUUAGGCAAUUUGAGGCUUUGUUUGUAUCUGUCCCUUCUAUGUUGUUCCAGCCUCAGAACAUCAGUUUAUCUCUUGUUCAAAAAGUGCUUAAUUCUCGUUAAUGAACGUUUCUGUUUCGCUAAUUAAUUGCUUAUCCGAUGGAAGCUACUGCGUAUGUGAAGCCAGUGAUGAGAAUUCGUCUGAAAAAAAGAAAAAAAAGAAAAGAAAAGUAGCUACUUGUGUUUUCUGUUCCCAACUUCUUUGUUCUGUUUGUUGUUCAUCUCACAUCUGUAGUGCGUGAAGAGCUCCUUGUAUUUUGGUUGCAUUUAUGAAAUUUCCUACUUUCAAGACUCGGCAGAUAUAUUUCACGUUUAACAAUAGCGCUGAAAGCGCGGUAACGAUUUCCAUCUUUGUGACAGAAUUUUUACUGACACACUUUUCCUUAACAUUUCAAAACCUGAACGGGGAACUAAGGUGGCAAAAAUUAUUCUCGCGGAAUCAAAAAGUGAUGUUACCUUGACACCAACAUAAAAUGAACGCGAUCCACUCGUUGCGUUGUUCGUGAUUGAUAAGCGAAAUAAACCGCAAUUUACGCUUGCCUUCUCCUUCUCCGGAAGUACGAUAAUGCGGAUAGGCCUCUGCUUGGUCCUCCUCAGACGAUCCCCCGCGAUGAUUAGAGACAACGUUUGAGGAUACCAAUGGGAGCCCGCUCCUCAUUGUCGGCCUUCUUGAGGAGGACAGUAAGAGGGAUAUUGUAUAUUGUGUUUUUUUUUUUUCGGUCAUAAACCACGGACGGCGCAACGGAUGGAUCGCGUUCCUUUUGUGUUGGUGUCAAAGUAACCGCAUCUUUCAGUCCGCGAGAAGAAAUAUUUGCGCCUUAGUCACCCUUGAACAAUUUAAGGGGGUGAAAAUAGAAUAUAGAAUUUUGCAACAUCAGCCAAGUUGUGGCCGCAUUCCAUCUUUACGUAAAUAAUGUGCAGAAACACCUCGCUCCUAAUUCAAUCUCAUGAUUUUACUUCACAGGGGAGGUGGCGUUCUGCGGCGUGUACGCGUAGAGUACGAGGAAGCAAAAGUGCGAGCAAAUAAUAUCUUGCUGAUGAAUGUAUUUUGCCGCGUGUUGUUGUAUCUCCUCUCAGUGUGGGAAUGUGGGAAAUAUUUAAAUCGAAUUUACUGGGGUUGUCAAGGCGAAGCUUUAAGGUGUCGCUACGGACUAUAGACCUCGUGCCUUCAGAAUUUCGCCAAAUUUAUCGCAGAAAGUUGUUUCUCUAUAGGUUAUGUUCGUUCAUUCAACUCGCACGACCCGUGAGUCGGAGCCGUGACAUAUGAGGGCAAGCGUGCGUCAUCGACCCGCGUCGAGAAGAAAGUCGUUGGGAGUUGACUCUCGGGCAUCUCUGUUGUUGAAUCUUCCAGUUUUGGAAUAGAAGUCACUGCCACGGGGAUAAUGUCACGAGAGCCACGCCAUCGCAUUUUCGACCACCAAGAGGUGACUCUCGAGUUGCUCGAAUCCAUUAAACGAACACAACCUAUAGUGAAUUGGAAGCAUCAUAAAGUGAAUUUCUAGUUUAGAGAAGUAUGAGAAGUAUGAUGUCACCGGAUGCUCAAUCUACCCUCGCGUCUGUCAACAUUGCCCCUCGAAGAUCGAUUUCUGUCUCCUCACCACAGCUGCUGGCAGUCUUCCAACGUCGGACGGAGAGCGGAGACCGGGAAGAUGUCCACGCUGUUGCGAGGAGGCGGACUCGGGAGCUCUCGAUGACGUCACCUACCCCCCAAGAAUCCGAUAUUACGAGGUUCCUGAGUCUGAGCGAAGUCGAUUUUAAAAAAAUAACAUUAAUAUCAUUUUUUUAUCUGUAGUGUCACUUUAAGCUGCCGUAUAUUUCGUGAGAAAUGUUGUAAUAUGUUAGGAUUCAAAUUUGUGUGGGCAUGAUUGCAUGAGGUCCCCUUCUAUUGACACCAAGCGAGAAAAGUGUGUUAUGCAGGGGAGGGGCCUCGAUUGUGUUUUGUUAAAGCCACCGAUCAGCAGUUUGAACGAUGUAAAAUCUGGUAAAACGAUGGUUCUGGUGUGUGUAUCACGGAUCUCAGCUCGGACGACGACUGUUUUAUUUGACAAAAGUGGUUCAGGUCACGCAUGUUGCUACCUUUUUAUGUAUACGUGCGUUGUUUUUGUUAAUAAAGUAGCAAAGUAUUGUA
Molecule: messenger RNA, 10894 nt
Organism: Ornithodoros turicata
Lineage: Eukaryota; Metazoa; Arthropoda; Arachnida; Ixodida; Argasidae
Product: large neutral amino acids transporter small subunit 2-like
Exons: 9
Coding region: 124-1566 (480 amino acids)
Biological process (GO): amino acid transmembrane transport
Cellular component (GO): membrane
Molecular function (GO): L-amino acid transmembrane transporter activity
Source: RefSeq, a predicted model, not a curated record